Messenger RNA from Moneuplotes crassus, 558 nucleotides. NCBI's taxonomy places the organism in Eukaryota, Ciliophora, Spirotrichea, Euplotida, Euplotidae. The record is from the annotation of a GenBank genome assembly.
AUUGAAUUAUGGGCAACAAUUGAUGAGCUACCAGAGAUAAAAGCAUUAAAGAGCAAGAGUCAGAAUCUUCCAGAUACUCCUUAUUCACAGUGACCGACCACGAAGACCUGCAAUGGAAUGACAACGACCAGUACUUGUCACUUGCUCAUAAGAGACGUAUUGAGAGAAGCAAUAGGACUAUAAGAAAGUAUAAAGUUGUCUGUCAGGUUGAUGAUGUUCAAUCUCAGCAAUAUGGACAUUCACAAGGGGCGUCUGGAAUUUUGGUACCAUACUCAGAAGAUUAUGAAAGUGAGCAUAGUAAAGCAAACGAGAGGAUAAUUGUUGAUUCAAAUGUUGUACCUCAAAAAUCAAGCCAACCCCACCAAACUACGAGCUCCCAAGAUCAACCGAAUGGCUCUAAGGGUUUGAAGAAAUCUGAAUCAGAAGGCGGGUUUUCAUUUGGGGAUGAAAGCUCCAAACCUCGUCACAAUUCAUCCAAGAAAGCGAUUCUUCCUCCAUCAGUACAGCCUUGUAAUACUGAAAAGAAAUAGAUGUUUCCUGCUAAAUAGUUAUGAAAUU